Messenger RNA from Hirsutella rhossiliensis, 930 nucleotides. RefSeq names its product peroxidase, family 2 domain-containing protein. NCBI's taxonomy places the organism in Eukaryota, Fungi, Ascomycota, Sordariomycetes, Hypocreales, Ophiocordycipitaceae. The transcript is spliced from 3 exons. Gene Ontology annotation, molecular function: peroxidase activity. The record is from RefSeq and is a predicted model, not a curated record. The coding region runs from base 1 to 930 and encodes 309 amino acids.
AUGAGAGCUCAAAUUCUGUCUCUAUUCGUCGUUCUGUCCGCAUUGUUGAACAGUGCAUAUGCAUCUGAGCAGAAGAAACCGACCUUCAACCCUUUCGAUAGGCGGUUUUUCGAGUUCAGGGCUGCGCGUCCAAGUGACUCUCGCGGCCCUUGCCCGGCCCUUAAUGCGCUAGCCAAUCACGGUUUCCUACCCCGUGAUGGCAGAGACAUUGGUCUUAUUAAGAUGCUACUGGGAACCUUCCUCGGCUUCGGUCUCGAUCCAGUGGCUACAAUUUUCAUCUGGGGCCCAGCAUUGGUGGCCUCGCAUAAUCCGCUUACCCUCCAGUUGGAUCUAGAGGAUCUCUCAAAGCACAAUCUCUUGAUUGAGCAUGACUGUAGUUACUCAAGAGAGGACUACGUAAUAGGCGACAACAACAAUUUCAACCCCCGUGUUUGGGCCGUUGCUCGCGCCGAGUUAAGGAAACAUACUAUUCUCUCACCUAUCAGUCUGGGUAGGGCCAAGUCAGCGCGAAUUCGGGAUGCGAGGAGGCGUAAUCCACGCACAGUGUGGGGACCAAGGGCGGCGGGAUUCAGCCUCAUGGAAACUGGCACAUUGCUCGGCAUGGCCGCUGGUUUCCCAAAAUAUGAAUGGGUUAGAUGCAUCUUCGAAGAGGAGAGACUUCCUACACACCUGGGAUGGAGGGCAAUUCCCCUGCUCGAUAACGGCAUCGCCAUCUUGACUUUUGGAAUAGCAUCACUUCUCGCAGAUCCCGACCUUCUCCAAAAUGUGGGGAGCGUCGUCCUCGACACGCCUGCGGAUAUAUUUGGAACAAUCUGGCCACCACAAAGACGUCACAUUAUGCCAAAAUUGCGAGGACUCAUAACAGAACUCGGUUUCAAUGCAACAGGCGUGGAUGAGAUGAGCAGGUUUGCAAAUAUAACCUUCGAUUGA